AUAACACUGCGCGGCCACCCCUCGCGCACCACGUGCUAGGCGAGCAGGCGGGCGGAUAGCUGAGUCUUCAACCGGGAGGCGUGCCCUAUUCAUCCAUGGCGCAAGAUGGCGCUGCCCUUUGCACGUUCUUUGCGCGUGUGCCUCUGGGGAGCCAAACGAUUGGGAGUUGCCUCCACAGAGGCCCAGAGAGGCAUCAGUUUCAAACUGGAAGAAAAAACUGCCCACAGCAGCCUGGCACUCUUCAGAGGUGAUACGGGUGUCAAAUAUGGCUUGGUGGGAUUGGAGCCCACCAAGGUGGCCUUGAAUGUGGAGCGCUUCCGGGAGUGGGCAGUGGUGCUGGCAGACACAGCGGUCACCAGUGGCAGACACUACUGGGAAGUGACAGUGAAGCGCUCCCAGCAGUUCCGGAUAGGAGUGGCAGAUGUGGACAUGUCCCGGGAUAGCUGCGUUGGUGUUGAUGAUCGUUCCUGGGUGUUCACCUAUGCCCAGCGCAAGUGGUACACCAUGUUGGCCAACGAGAAAGCCCCAAUUGAGGGUAUUGGGCAGCCAGAGAAGGUGGGGCUGCUGCUGGAGUAUGAGGCCCAGAAGCUGAGCCUGGUGGAUGUGAGCCAGGUCUCUGUGGUUCACACACUACAGGCAGAUUUCCGGGGUCCAGUCGUGCCUGCCUUUGCUCUCUGGGAUGGAGAGCUGCUGACUCAUUCCGGGCUUGAGGUGCCCCAGGGCCUCUAGUAUGUCCAUACUGGAGUCCCUAAUCACACUCUUGGCCAGCUUCCUUUUGAAAGUGUCUGAAGCCUUUUGACUUUGCCCCAAGCAACCUCUGGCUCCCACAAUUCAGUGUUGGGUCUUCUGUGCAAUAUCGUAAUCAUCUUCCUCAUCCCCUACCUUGUGAAAGCUAGGCAUACAGCCAAACCCUACUUCUCCCCACCCACCAACUACUGCCAGUUUUCCUGGGCUACCAUGUGUGUAUCUUCCCUGACCUGCUUCCUUCAGUUCCUAUGCCUCCCUUUGCCCAGGCCUUUCUCAGACUGUAUUCCAUCCCGGGGUCUUAUCGUUCAGCUUUGUUUGAAUUUAUUCAUCAUCGUGAUACCUCUCCCUCCCUUUGUCCACAUGUAACUUGUUUGUUCUUGGGGCUCUACCAGAUCUCUCCAGAGUAAAUCCUUUCUACCUCUGGCUGAA
Messenger RNA from Sapajus apella (tufted capuchin), 1176 nucleotides. It is a transcript of the gene SPRYD4, whose product is annotated as SPRY domain containing 4. The transcript has 2 exons. Gene Ontology annotation, molecular function: protein binding. Bases 106 to 729 code for a protein of 207 amino acids. The record is from RefSeq and is a predicted model, not a curated record. Lineage: Eukaryota; Metazoa; Chordata; Mammalia; Primates; Cebidae.